UGAAGUCUCCGGGUGGAACUGUGGGGCGGGCCUUCCGGGAAAGGGGCGCGCGGCAGAGGCGGCUCGCGAGUAGGGACUCUUGCUCCUUGCUGCGCAAGAAAUGUCUUCACUUUCAGAAUAUGCCUUGCGCAUGAGUCGUCUGAGCGCCCGGCUGUUCGGUGAAGUUGCCAGGCCCACUGAUUCCAAAUCCAUGAAGGUGGUGAAGCUGUUCAGUGAGCAGCCUUUGGCCAAGAGGAAGGAGACUUAUGACUGGUAUCCUAAUCACAACACUUAUUUUGCACUCAUGGGGAUACUACGUUUUCUUGGACUCUACAGAGAUGAGCAUCAGGACUUUAAGGAUGAGCAACUGCGUCUGAAGAAGCUUCGUGGAAAGGGGAAACCAAGGAAAGGAGAAGGGAAAAGAGCAGCAAAAAGGAAGUAGUGUUGGUCCAUCAGGAGAGGACUUCUCCCUCAGCAACCGAGAGCAGGAGGAAGUGUAUUUAUUGUCCCUCCACAUAUUGGAGGAGUAUAAGCUUCCUAAGUUGAAGAUUAUUCAGAGGAAUACAGUCAUCUCCGUGCUGAAGUCUAAUGCAGUUGAAUUGUGACUGGUUUCUUGAACACAUUUUAAUUCUGCAACAUUGUUUACCUUGGUUCUGUAAUCUGAGGUUUACCUUAUUCCCCAAAGAAAUGAGUGCAUGAUUACUGUUGAAUGACUUGUUUGGGAGGGGAUGGGAUGUUGGUGGAGUGGAGGGGAAACUCAUUAAAUGAACACCCUCAUUACUCCCUUCUUGCUUCCCCACUUAGCCAGCCCUAAGCUCUUUCAUCUCUCUGGCUGUUCAGCCACUGUCUCCACCACCAAGCUCACAAACUUUAUGUGCCUCUCCACCUACUCCUUUGAGAAUAUCUGUUAAGAUAAAUUUGUGAGAUAAAA
Messenger RNA from Balaenoptera ricei (Rice's whale), 910 nucleotides. RefSeq names its product mitochondrial ribosomal protein S33 (gene MRPS33). The coding region runs from base 101 to 421 and encodes 106 amino acids. NCBI's taxonomy places the organism in Eukaryota, Metazoa, Chordata, Mammalia, Artiodactyla, Balaenopteridae. Gene Ontology annotation, cellular component: mitochondrion. The record is from RefSeq and is a predicted model, not a curated record. The transcript has 3 exons.